Melozone crissalis (California towhee) is the source of this 1350-nucleotide messenger RNA. Its product is annotated as ADP-ribosylation factor-like protein 6-interacting protein 4. The coding region runs from base 1 to 831 and encodes 276 amino acids. The record is from RefSeq and is a predicted model, not a curated record. The transcript is spliced from 8 exons. Lineage: Eukaryota; Metazoa; Chordata; Aves; Passeriformes; Passerellidae.
AUGAAGAAUACCAAAAAACUUUUCAAUAAUAUUGUACCGGGAACAGGAACUGUUCCAGAAUCCCGCGACUGCGGCGCGCUUGGGAACGCGGUGCUGUGCAGCGGGAAGGGGACGCUGGGCAGGGCAGAGCCCAGGCAGGCGGAGCGGGGGCCGCGAUCGGUCCCCGUGAGGGAGGGCGGGCAGGAAGCGGCGGAGCGGGGACCGCGAUCCAUCCCUGUGCCCGCGGCUGCCGUGAGGGAGGGCGGGCAGGAAGCGGCGGCGGGCACCCCCAGUUCUUCCGGGGCGCGGGCGGCGCCGGCCCAGGGGCGGCGGAGCCGGGGCGGCGGCCGCCGCAGCGCGGAUAUGGAUAACAGGAAGGAUGAGAAAAGCAGGACGCUGUGUGCAACCUCAGAAGAAGGGCUGAAGGCCCGAGGAAAAGAAAAAAGGAAACGAAAGCGCAGCAGAAGCAGAUCCUCAUCUGUUUCAUCCACAUCGUCUUCUAGCAGUACAUCCACUUCUUCCUCCUCAUCACGCUCUUCAUCAAGGUCAUCUUCUUCCAGCAGUAGUAGAGAUUCUCCUAAGUCUAAGUCAAAGAAGAAGAAAAAAGAAAAACACAACAAAAAGAAAAGGAAAAAGGAGAACAAAAUGAAGAAAAAGAAGGAAAAGAAGAAAAGGAAAGAGAAAACAGGCCCUGUCCAGCUUUCCAAGUUCUUCAAAAACAAAAAGAAGAAUGAAAACUACAGCAUGAUAACCGGAAAGAAAAUUAAGAUGAAAAUAAAGAAGACUAAGGAAGAUAUAGAGAGAGACCGGAACCGUGCCCAGCUCCUGGAGUUCCUGAACUCUGCCUUGUAACAGGAGGAGCCCUCACCAAGGACUGCCAGAUGUGCCCACCCAGCCAUCAUCCUAGCAGGACACUAAAGAGAAACUCAGGGCAAAGGACAUCAAGUUGGACAAGACCAGGCCCUCCUACUGGGAAGAAAAUCGGGACGUCCUUUCUUAAUGGCAAAACACAGAGUAGCUGAUAACUUGUUCAUGGAGAUCCAUGUCCUCCUUUUGAGAUCCUAAGGUAAUAGCCAGGCUGUGGUGUUUUAGAAGAGCCUAAGUGUGUGUUGUUCACAGUGAUAAGAAGUGACACACUGAAAUCCAGCAAUGUAAUUUCUAUCUUAACUGCAUGCAGAAUGCACUCUUAAUUUCAAAUGUCUUAAUUUUUCUAGUAGCUUAAGCAGAGUAUUUGUAAAUGUUUAUUUGAAAGAUGAGGUGUUUCUUUCAUGUAUAUUUUUUUUCUGGUAGUGGUUAUGCAUAUCAUAAAGAGCAAACUGACCUUUGUAAAUAGAACAUCCUUUUACAUAAAUGAUUUUUUUUGAAAGUUCA